Molecule: messenger RNA, 2517 nt
Organism: Rhinocladiella mackenziei CBS 650.93
Lineage: Eukaryota; Fungi; Ascomycota; Eurotiomycetes; Chaetothyriales; Herpotrichiellaceae
Exons: 2
Coding region: 1-2517 (838 amino acids)
Source: RefSeq, a predicted model, not a curated record
AUGGCGGCCGUGCAACGGAUGAACCGUAAAUUAUCCGAAGAACGGGCCUCCAACCUUGCAAAAGAGGCCGCUGAGUUGUCUCAAGCCGGCGACAAAGUCCAAGCAUCGAGAAAAUUGAGGGAGGCCGCUGCUCUUGGGCAUGACAAUCCAGAUGUUCAGGCCGCCUUUUUGGCCAUUCACAACGACCAGCUGAAUUCACCACUUCUAGAUUUAUGCCGGAGGUAUGCUCUCUACCACAACAGUCCCGCCGGAGAUGAAGCCGUCAAUUACUUGAAGAGUUCGGAAGCUCCCAAUGCUGCUCCUGUCGCUCUGGAUUGUCUUCAAGUUCUCCUUGAGAGCCAACAAUCAACCAUGUCUGAUGCCCAAGAUUUUAUCAUCGCCGAACUGGCCCGACAGAGCCCCGCGGUUCGUCAGUAUUUUGCCUCUGAACUCCAAGCAUCAACCACCGAGUUCUUUGACAACGUCUACGAGCGAGGUGAUGAUGCCGCAAACUGCCUUCGAUCCGUCGUUCUUGACGACAAGUUAUGGUCCUCUGAAGAUAUCAGACUGCGCGUUGAAGAUGACUUGUUUCAGCUCUUCCUCGCCAAACUGAUGGAAACCGGACACGAUCAUGAUGGCAGAGCUCUGAAAGGCAUUGCUCUUCUCCUCAUAGCAGACACUCAACGACUCCACACCUUCAUCGACGAGGAAGCAUUUGAGGCUCUCAUGGGCUCGCUGGACUUGAGAUUACCCCCUGAUGUGCGAGGCCAAGCCACCCUGGUCCUCUCUAAAUUUUUCGAAGCCGCCGAAACCACGGGCCAAGAAUUUCUCUACCAGUACAUCACCAAACACGUCGAACGCCGAAAAGGCGACGAUCUCGUCCUGGCCUUUUCCGCUGCUGCAAGCCUAUUCCCUGUUCUCCCCAACAUGCUCGCCCAGCUAUUCUUGACCGACGGCUUCCUCUCCUCCAUCAUGCCUCUUCUAGGGAGACAAUUCAGCAGUCCCCUUGUUCACGAUGCUUUUCUCAAUCUUCUCAAUGCCGCCUGCAUUGACGGGGCUUGUCGGACGGCGAUUGCACAAUACUGUGCUACUUGGCUAUCUCACAAAGUCAGCAAUGGGGCCGGAAAACAACCAUCGGUGGCGGCAACCGUCUUGGCCAAGCUGAGGACCUCAGGUGUCAAGGCCGGAGAUCAGAGAGCCAACAAGGCGGAUGAUGAUGUUAGUGAACUCGUUCAUCUUUUUAAAACUACCCUCACCGUUGAAGAAGGAAAAACCAUAUCUGACUCCAUUGAAGGCCUUGCGUACACAUCUUUGAAGCCUGAGGUCAAGGAAUCACUGGCCAAAGAUCCAGCUUUUCUCAAAUUGCUUCUCGAAGCCCUCGACACAAAUCAUGAUUCUCCCGAGGUCGUGGUGGGCGGAUUAAGUAUCAUCUCCAACUUGACUCAGUAUGCUCCGAACCUCUCAGAAGAACAGAAAAAGAUGUCUCAAUUAAAGGCGUAUGCCAAUGCCACGAAACCCGCCGACCCAAGUCCUUUAGAAAACGAUGACCACGUCCGAGCCCGUUGUUCGGCGGUUGUCGAGGCAGGAAUCGUGGCAACAUUGACCAAAUUGAACAAGGGCAGAUCUCUGGCUACAGCACAGCUAACUGAUCGGAUACUGUUGUCUCUUUCCAAGAACCCCAAAGACAGAGGCAAGAUUGCUCAACAAGGAGCCGUCAAACUUUUGGUUUCUCAUGCUCAGAGGUCGUUGCAGUCGUCUGAAGAAAAUUCGCAACCCAGCACCGACGCAGCUCACGCACUGGCCAGAAUUUUGAUUUCACUCAACCCAGCACACGUCUUUUCAGCCGGAUCGACACCGCAUAUUACAGAUGCAGUACCCCCUCUUCUCGCGCUACUAAAGGCUCCGCACAUGGGAGGACCCAAUGAUCAGCCACGCGACCUCCUUCCGGUCUUUGAGAGUUUACUUGCUCUGACCAAUCUAGCCUCUACUCCUGAUGCGGCUGUAGCAAACGGCAUUAUCAAGACAGCCUGGGACGAUGUUGAGGAGCUGUUAUUGGGACACAACAACAUGCUCCGACGGGCUGCUUGCGAAUUGAUCUGCAACCUGACCGUGACUCCCGCCGGAGCAGAAAAAUUCGCGGACGGUUCGAAACGUGCAGGCCAGAGGCUUCAUAUUCUUGUUGCCAUGGCUGAUGUUGAAGAUCUACCCACAAGGCGCGCUGCUGGUGGUGCAUUAGCCAUGUUGACAGAGCAAUACUCGUCGGUGGUUUCAGCCAUCCUUGAGCUCAAUCGUGCACUCGAGAUCCUCCUAGAACUUUGUCAAGAUAAUGAUUCUGGCGUUGUUCAUAGAGGCCUAGUGGUUGUCAGAAAUAUGUUGUGUGAAGAAGACGCCAACCUCGCCAGCAGGGCGAGAGAGGCAUUGAAACGGAACGAUGGGGUGGAGAAAUUAAAGACGGCGCUGAAAAAGACUAAAGAUCCGGCUUUGUUGCAGAUUGGGGUCGAGGCGUUGAAAGUCAUGGUCGACGCAGAAAAGAGAUAG